Messenger RNA from Nerophis lumbriciformis (worm pipefish), 2229 nucleotides. It is a transcript of the gene trmt9b, whose product is annotated as tRNA methyltransferase 9B. Gene Ontology annotation, cellular component: nucleus; cytoplasm. The record is from RefSeq and is a predicted model, not a curated record. Lineage: Eukaryota; Metazoa; Chordata; Actinopteri; Syngnathiformes; Syngnathidae. Gene Ontology annotation, molecular function: S-adenosylmethionine-dependent methyltransferase activity; tRNA binding; tRNA (5-carboxymethyluridine(34)-5-O)-methyltransferase activity. Gene Ontology annotation, biological process: tRNA wobble uridine modification; tRNA methylation.
UGUUCGCUUCAAGCUUGUAACGAUGAAGAUGAUGGCAACGAAGCAGUCCGGCGGCUCGUUCGCAUCGGGCGGUCGCGCACAAAGGUGGCGACCACUGGUUUCUCCGCUCGAUUGAGGUGUAAAAAAAAAAGAAAAAGAAAAAAAAUGUGCCCGGUGCCUCCCUGGGGAGCCGGUGCGUGGCCGCCCGGUGGAAGCGCCAUCAAUUAGGGAGCGGGAAGUUCACCUCCAGCGACCCCCCCCAAAAAAGCCACCUGCCAUUGCACGACGCAUCUUUAAAGCCCUUCACGGCGUGAUGCUGCGAGACGACGACGACUCAUGAUGGAGGAGGCUGCCAGCCGGCUGGAGCGAGACCAUGUGCACAGUGUCUACGACAAGAUCGCCCCCUACUUCAACGACAGCCGCUACAAGGCCUGGCCCAAGGUCCGACAGUUCCUGCUGGACCAGCCGCCGGGUAGCAUCGUCGCCGACAUAGGCUGCGGUAAUGGCAAGUACCUCGACAUCAACAAGGAGGUGUUCAAGCUGGGCUGCGAUGUCUGUCGCCCCCUGGUGGACAUCGCCUGGAGUCGAGGGCACGAGGUCCAGAUGUGCGACGGGCUCCACUUGCCUUACAGAGACGGCUGCUUCGACGCGGUGCUCUCCAUUGCAGUAAUCCACCAUUUGUCCACCAAAGAACGUCGUAUCCGAGCAAUAAAAGAGAUGGCUCGCACGCUCCGAGCGGGGGGACGCAUCAUGAUCUACGUGUGGGCCAUGGAGCAGAAGCGUCGCAAAUUUGAGAAGCAGGACAUCUUUGUUCCGUGGAACCCCAAUCCUCUUUCGCCCUCCGCUUUCAAACCCAGACGGAGGGCAGCGGCACAGAGCGUGAGCGAGCCCAUAGACGGCGGAGACAAGCACAGGAAGGUCAGAAGCACAUCCUCGGUGGCCGACGAGGAGCUCGCUGGCGCCACGCCUGCGCAGAGCACGCACAGACUCUGGUUCUUCUCCCGUUCCCUGGACUCUGUGUUCGACUUCGGAAGCUUGUCCAUCUCCCGUUCUUCCUCCAGAGAGCUCAGCACUUUAUCGCCCACGAGUGUGGAGAACGAGGGCUUCACGGCGGGGCUGCGGGGGCGAGGACGAGGCCUCAUCAAGCAGUUCUCCAGCUUCUUCUCUCCUCCGUCCGUCGUCGGUUCCGAGGAGGACGUCUUCGACUCGGGCACAGAUCUGCACAAGGAGCCCAAAAGUCCCAUCGUGAAGGAGAAGCGCAGCGUCUCUUUGGCGCAGGAGUGCGGCUCUCUGGCGCUGCCCGAUCUCGUCCCUUUCCAGAGGGAGCACCUGAGAGAGGCUGACGAGGGAGGGAAUGAGGAGCAGCAGGAAAGCACACCGAGUCCUCAGGUGGACGGCUCCUGCCUAAGGUACUAUCACGUCUUCAGGGAGGGCGAGCUGGCCGAGCUGAUCAAGAAUCACGUGGAGGAACUCCACGUCCACCACACCUACUUCGAUCACGCCAACUGGUGCGUGGUGGCUGAGAAAGUAGAGCCGUGGAUAAUCUGAUUCUUCUUGGAUUGUGUUCGUUCUAUUGGCCUGCCUCUGAGUUUUAGCACAGUUUUUACUUCACUGGUUGGUGUAUGAUUCCUGAAAUCACCACCGUGGAGGUUUUAAGUCUUAAAAAUUACUCCGUGGCUGCAACGCACGACUGUUCACUUUUUUAAAUUGUCUUUGGCAUCUUACUUUGUGUGGACGGUGUGCAGCAGAUUGUGGCGUGUUUAAAGUGUUCAUUCCGGUAGAGUACGACAACACUGUCUGGUAGCAAUCCACAGUAGUGUGCGUCACGGUAGUGUUUUUUUUUUAAUAUCCUGCAAGAGAAUCAACAUCCUCUUUGGACUUUAAUAAGCCAAAGUUUGGAACACCUUAAUGCUUUGUUUUUAAACUUUUUAUUUUUGUCGUUUUAUCGUGAAGUCUGUGUGGUUUACAGCUGCAUGUACGAGGAGAUAUGGUUCUCUCCAAUAAACGCUCAAUGUCGCCGUCUUGUGUACUCGCGUGUGGUAUGUGUAGAAGUAGAACAUAGCGGUGGACUGCCUCAUAUACUGUGAAUAAACAUUGCACUGUACCACAAGUAUGUCGCUGCUUGACGCCAACUAUUAAUAGACUUUGAAAAACUUGAAACAUCGAGCCAAGGAGGUGUUUUCUUUGUUUGUGUGACAAUCCUGUAAAUGGGUGUUUUUUUCAUUUUAUUAAACGUUUUUGUUCAUGACA